ACAAUAUCAGAAUCCUAUUUCAUCAAACCGUAAUACGCAAUACUAUUAUCCACCAUGCCCGCCAAGCAAGAACUCGACGUCUUCAUCCACGACAUGCUCGCUAUGAGUGCCUUCUGCUACCACUUCCAUAGCAUCCGCACCAUCGUUCGCAGCAAAGACAACACAACAGUAAAGACCGGAUUCCUCGGUUUCGGCAAGCCCCGUGAGAUCAAGUUCUUCCGCCCGGAACUGAUCAUCACUCGCAACUCAGGUAUCGAAAGAGACCCGAACCAGCAGCUCCUCCACGACAUCACCCCAGCCGCCAUCCAGGAGUUCAUCGAGAAUAACCGCAGCUUGUUUCAGGACGACGACAUGGACGGAUCUCUUGAAUUCGACCCUUCGGACACAAAGAAGGACGAGCCGUUUCUCGUCGAAGGAGUUCUCAAGGAACAGAUGGAGGACAACCUCAAGAUCAUUGAUUACGUAAGUUGUUUUUGUUGUUGUACUUCUGUUGUGGACUACGGUUGUGGUCUACUGUGAUACUGUAGUCACUGUACCCCUCACUCCCUUUCAUCCUACAUCUGUUUAUCGCCACGUUAUUAUCUGUUUUGCAUUGCAUUUGCAUUGAUUUUAUUUGCAGGAUGACCGAUUCAGCACUGACAAGGGUGGGCUCGUUUACAUGAUCGUCACCAAUCUCACGCAGAAAACGAUCACCGUCUGCUUCCGCGGCACCAUCGGCACCACCGACAUGCACACCGACCGCGACUUCAGGCUGAAUACCGAGGCUUUCUUCGGGAGCGAAGAUGACUUUUCGGUCCCUAAGUCCGAAUCGCACAAUCCCGCGACGCACAACGGCUUCACGACCUACCUCACCUCGAACCGGGAAACUGAUUCCAUUGAGCGCCCCUACGCGCAGCGAAUUCUAGCGUGUCUCAAUGCCGAGUUCGGCAAUAACAAGGAUGUCAAAGGAAAGGGCUUCAAACUCUUCGUGACCGGCCACAGCCUCGGCGGAGGCCUAGCCAACCUCUUCGCCUUCCGAGCUGCCCAGCUUAAGGCGCGUGGCGACAAGGCCGUCGAGCACCUGCCCGAUAUGAUCAAGGCGCUGACCUUCGCCGCCCCCUGCGUCGGCAACGAGGGCUACGAGGCAGAAUUCCAGGCCCUCGAGAAGAAAGGGUUCCUCCGCCACAUUCGCGUCGCCAACGAGGAAGACGUCGUCCCCACCAACUGCAUCAGCUUACCCUUUUCGUUAGCCAUCAAGGGUGACACAAGCUUGUACCGCCAGAACGGCGUGAACCUCCAGUUUCACCCAGACAAGACUUGCGACAUCGUCUACGGGAACACCAAGAGCAUGUUGUCCCAGUUUAGCCCCACCAGGAGCCUGAACACCCACUAUCUCACCGAGUACCGCGUAAGGGUGGGCAAGCCCGAAAACGAGAAAGUGUAUGAUCAGACCAUUGAGGACAUCUACAAGGAAGCCACCAACAACUUUGCCGCAUAAAUUCUUGUACGUGAUUUAGUUGUGAGUGAAUAAGUAUGUUGUCUUAUGUUUGCCGUUGGUAAUGUGGUAUGGUUUGGCUUGCUUUUGUUGCCAACUUUUGUUGGGCAAGAACGAAUGAUUUAUCGGUUGUAUCGGAACAUGUUCUUUCUUUUCUAAUAAUAAGAUACAAAGAUU
Molecule: messenger RNA, 1651 nt
Organism: Pseudo-nitzschia multistriata
Lineage: Eukaryota; Bacillariophyta; Bacillariophyceae; Bacillariales; Bacillariaceae
Source: the annotation of a GenBank genome assembly